AUGGGAAAACAAACUAGAGGUUUAGGUCCUGGAGGCGUUCGGCCGAAGACAGGUCAAAAGAUAGAAUCACUGUCAAUCCGAAUCUGCAACCACGUAUUACUUGUACUACUACUAGACAAGUACACCAACGCAGAACAAAAACUUACUCAAUAA
Messenger RNA from Aspergillus niger, 153 nucleotides. RefSeq lists its product as uncharacterized. The record is from RefSeq and is a predicted model, not a curated record. The transcript is spliced from 3 exons. The coding region runs from base 1 to 153 and encodes 50 amino acids. Lineage: Eukaryota; Fungi; Ascomycota; Eurotiomycetes; Eurotiales; Aspergillaceae.